Onychostruthus taczanowskii (white-rumped snowfinch) is the source of this 2851-nucleotide messenger RNA. RefSeq names its product extracellular leucine rich repeat and fibronectin type III domain containing 2 (gene ELFN2). The transcript has a single exon. NCBI's taxonomy places the organism in Eukaryota, Metazoa, Chordata, Aves, Passeriformes, Passeridae. The record is from RefSeq and is a predicted model, not a curated record. Gene Ontology annotation, cellular component: plasma membrane. Gene Ontology annotation, molecular function: protein binding. Bases 333 to 2759 code for a protein of 808 amino acids.
UGUGUGAGUCGCUCAUGAGCAUCAAAGAAGAUUCAUUAUCCUCGGCCUGAAUUUUUGUUUAGAAAAGAAGCACAAGGUAGUUCCCUUCCAGACCAAACAUCCAUGGUCAUAGCUUUUGAGUGUUCUGGAAGAAUAUUGCAUGUGUUCCCCCUCCUCUAUGCUCCUGGCUUGACCCAGAGGGCAAGAAGAAAUAAUGGUGAUGACAUCUGAUAGGACUGCGGUGUUCAUUCCCUUCCAUUGUUGAAUCCCAGUUCUUGCCCCCUAGUUUCUUUUUGCCAUUGUCCUGAGAUUUGGCGUUGUUUUUUGUUGGGGUUUUAUUUUCCCCCAUCCUGAUGAGGGCACCACUGCAGACCAUGCUGUGCCUGGGGUUGUGGGCAGCUGCCCUGCUCUGCUUGUUUUCCCCUGGCACUGUGCGAGGUGACUGCUGGCUGAUUGAGGGGGACAAAGGGUAUGUGUGGCUGGCCAUCUGCAGCCAGAACCAGCCCCCGUAUGAGACCAUCCCCCAGCACAUCAACAGCACAGUGCACGACUUGCGUCUGAACGAGAACAAGCUCAAGGUGGUGCUGUACUCCUCCCUCAACCGCUUCGGCAACCUGACUGAUUUGAACCUGACCAAGAAUGAGAUCUCCUACAUUGAGGAUGGGGCUUUCAUGGGUCAGUCAAACCUCCAGGUCCUGCAGCUGGGCUACAACAAACUCACCAACCUGACAGAGGGCAUGUUGCGGGGCAUGGCCCGCCUCCAGUUCCUCUUUGUGCAGCAUAACCUAAUAGAGCUGGUCACCCCCACUGCCUUCUCUGAGUGCCCCAGCUUGAUUAGCAUUGAUCUGUCAUCCAACCGCCUCAGCCGUCUGGAGGGCAACACUUUCACCAGCUUGAGCAACCUGAUGGUGUGCGAGCUGGCUGGCAACCCCUUCAACUGUGACUGUAGCCUCUACGGCUUUCUUAACUGGCUGGCUCUCUUCAACAACGUCACCAAGAACUAUGACCGCCUCCAGUGUGAGACUCCACGGGAGUUUGCUGGGUAUCCGCUUCUGGUGCCUCGGCCUCACCACAACCGCAAUGCCAUCACCAUCUUCCAGUCCAUGUGCAGAGGAGGCACCAUCCCCUCUCUCUCCAGGGUCAACCCAACUCCUUACACCCCUGACUCCCAGCGAGAUCUGGAUGAGGGGUCAGCCAUCAGCCCUGGGGAUUUCCUCUCAGUCAAGCCUCCAGCCUCUUCCACCACUGACUCCUCCUUCAGUCCCAGCAUCAAGCUACAUGAUGUCACAAUCACUUCAGCCAUCCUGAUGGUCACCAUCCCCAUGCCCUACAGUAAGAUGUAUGUGUUGGUCCAAUACAACAACAGCUACGUUUCUGACAUAGCAACACUGAAGAGCAAGAAGGAAUAUGUCACUGUCAACAAGCUGAAGGCCCACACUGAUUAUACAUUCUGUGUGGCCUCUAUCCGCAACAACAGGCGUUACAACCAUACUUGCCUGACCUUUGCAACCCGGAGCAAAGGCAGGGAGGAUCCUAUUUCCAGUACUUCCACCACUACACACUAUAUUAUGACCACCCUGGGUUGCCUUUUUGGGAUGGUCAUUGUCCUGGGGGUGGUGUACUACUGCCUGCGGAAGCGGAGGAUGCAGGAGGAGAAACAGAAGUCACUCAAUGUCAAAAAGACCAUUCUAGAAAUGCGUUAUGGAUCAGAUAUUGAUACCAGUACCAUGGUUCACCCUUCCCAGAAGCUGGGUGAGCCACCUGUCAUUCCUGUCUCACGGAUGUCCUCCAUCCCUUCCAUGAUUGGGGAGAAGUUGCCCCCGUCAAAGUCAAUGGAUGCUGGGAUGGAGACUCCUAAAGUCACCACUAAAGGUAACUACAUUGAGGUGCGGACAGGUGGUGGGGAUGGGCUGGAGAGAACCCAGCGAGAUGAGGACCUGAGGGAGCUUGACAAUGGGCAAGGCUCAGCUGCUGAGAUCUCUACUAUAGCCAAGGAGGUAGACAAGGUCAACCAGAUCAUCAACAACUGUAUUGAUGCCCUCAAGCUGGACACAGCAUCUUUCCUGGGUGGUGGGACUGGUGUUGACUCAGAUAUGGCCUUUGAGUGCCAGUCCAUCCCAGCCGGUUCCUCAAGUGGGCUAGAGCGGCCCAGCUUUCUUUCCCCACCCUACAAGGAAAGCUCCCACCACCCUUUGCAGCGCCAGCUCAGUGCUGAUGCUGCGGUGGCCAGAAAGACCUGCAGCAUCUCCUCUAGUGGCUCCAUCAAGAGCGCCAAGGUCUUCAGCUUGGAUGUGCCUGACCACCCACCACUCAGCAAGUCUGACUCCAAAUACAUUGAGAAGGGCAGCCCACUAAACAGCCCUUUGGAUCGUCUUCCCUUGGUGUCUCCAAGCGCCAUCCACCACUUGGAGGUCAAGCCUUCUUACCAUUGCAGUGAGCACCGUCACUCCUUCCCGGCCCUGUACUAUGAGGAAAGUGCUGACACCCUGAGCCAGCGGGUGUCAUUCCUCAAGCCACUGUCCCGGUCCAAGCGAGACUCCACGUACUCCCAGCUGUCCCCCAGACACUACUUCUCGGGCUACUCUUCCAGCCCCGAGUACUCCUCAGAGAGCACCCACAAGAUCUGGGAGCGAUUCCGGCCUUACAAGAAGCAUCACAGGGAGGAGGUUUACAUGGCAGCUGGGCAUGCCCUGCGGAAGAAAGUUCAAUUUGCCAAGGACGAGGAUCUGCAUGACAUCCUGGAUUACUGGAAAGGAGUCUCUGCUCAGCAGAAGCUGUGACUCUUCCUCACAAGGAAACAAUACAAACCAAGACCCCCCCCUCCAACAACCAGAAAAAAAAAAGCCACUUGACUGUGAAAAAUAAACCAACA